AUGUUCAACUCAAGUUGCGAAAUACGCGAACUGGAAGGAAUUUUUGCGUUCAGUGUAAAUGUUCUCUCUGCCUUGUUUGGAGGUCUUGGCAACAUCUUGGUAUGUGUUACAGUGUAUUUUAGCCCUCGACUACACAAAACAUGGUGCUAUUUUAUUUGCAGCCUCUCUGUUGCUGAUCUUCUCGUUAAUCUUGUAGUCCAACCCAUGGAAGCCAUUCUAACGCUGAGCCGUAUGACAGGAGUCUGUCAAGCAAUCAUUCGAGACGCGUUUCGUUUAGCAGCAUAUAUAACGUGCGGCGCUUCCCUUAUGAACCUUGCUUUCAUGAGUGUUGAACGCUUGUUAGCCAUCUCCUGGCCGUUGAGCGAAAGACAGAAGUUAACAAGGAAAAAGAUGUUUGCCAUUCUAUUUGUGAUAUGGGGAAUUCCUUGCGUCUUAGGAAUCACUGGUCACGUUGUAGGAAGGAGUACUAGGCUGUCCUCGAUAUUAAUCCUUAUAGGACUGGCAGGUUGUUACGGGGUUAUAUUGACCAGUUAUGGAAUACUUCUGCUGCGAGCAAGGGCUCAUUUCAAAGUGUCUAAUCGCGUGUCAUCACUUAUACGGCCGCACGAAAACGAAAACAAACAGCGUGCGACUCCGACUCCCCUCAGUAAAGAUCGUGUUUUCAUGAAGAGAAACGCAAUGGUGAAAAAACGGCAGGAAUCCGAAAAACGUGCGGCCAGGACAGUCGGUGUUGUGAUUGGUGUAUUCACACUCAGCUGGGUUCCAUACGGGUAUGUUCUCGUGAGUGACCCUGAACAGAAAGUGAAUUCUUUCUAUAUAUGGGCAGUCACGCUUGGAAUGACAAACUCCGCAGUAAACCCUGUGAUUUAUUUCUUUAGUAGCAAAGACUUCAGGGAGAACUCUAAACGGACCUUACGAUCUCUCUUGAAAAUGUCAUGAUUACAUGGAGUCACAAAGACCAUACUGGUUACCAGAACACUUGGCAUGGUAGCCAUGUCGAUGUUUAUGUCACUACCGUGAAACUGGAACUGAUUCCUUGCGUUGGAACUAAUUCCUUAUGUAAACUCUUGUUGCAAUAAAUUUACGUAGUUGCUCACCUCGCGAUUGGAAACGUCAUACACACUGACUUAUAAAUUAUUUCCUGAUUAGUACACAGACUACAAAGCUCUAUAUGAAACAAGUACCUAUUGGAGAGGCUGUGAGUUUUUAAAUUUAUUUUUAAGCUUUAAGUCCGAUUACUCUUUCUUUUUCAUCGAUAAAUAUAUAGGUUUUUUGAGAAUAGUCAUCAGCGAGGUCACUGUAUGAUUCCCACCAGUUUGUCUAACCAUGCGCAAUACAUUUGAAGGACACUAUGUAGUGACGUUCAUCGCUCAUUGGCUUAGGUAACUGAAGAGCUAUGUAAUGCAAAUUUACAAUCAAUCAGGACUUACUCUAUGCUGCGUAAAUGCCUAAAAUUUAACUAGAAAGUAUUGCAAGAAGGUUCCAAAGACCCAGUUACGCCUCCCACCUCAAUCUGUUCACUGUCAUGCAGGACAAUAUACAGUACGCUGUUUAACCUUGAAGAUCUACCUCCACCAACCUCUGAGAAAAAACUUUCAGCGUCUGGCGUCGAGAAAAGUGACUUGACUAAAAUCUACCUCCUACCAUUCAAAGCCACGAGAGAAGUUAAAUUGACGAUGUUCCAAUACAAAAUCAUUCACCGAAUUUUACCAACGAAUAGCUUGUUACACAAAACGAAAAAAGUUUCCCCGCCCUCCUGUCCCUUUUGUCCUUCUGAGUGUCAGACCCUGUGGCAUUUGUUUAUAAACGGCAUGCACGCAAGUUCUUUUUGGAAUAGAUUCCAGAAGCGGUACUCAAUCUCUAGUAAUACGAAACUGCUGCUGUCAGAACUAGAGCUUAUGUUCGGAAUUAUUCACUGUCACACCUACUGUUUAGCCCUCAACCAUCUCAUUUUUUUUGGGUAAAUAUUUCUUAUAUGUUAACGCUUUUAAUACCAUAACGUACUAAUUCGAUGAUUUUGUCUCACUUGUGGGCGAAAAAAUUAAUCUAGAAAAAUAUAUUGCAGUCACUCGUAAUAAGGAAAAGGAAUUCAGGAAAAUUGUUCUGUGUCCUUUUUCUUCUCAACUUUUGUAUUUUGAUUUGUUUCUUUUCGCUACCUAUUGAUUCAAUAAUCUAUUAAAUUCUAGAAAAUUAAUACCCUAUGUAGUGUAAUUAACAAACAAAAUUCUUAUUAGUGACUCGAACAAUUAACACGCAAACAAUAACGUAAAUAGAGCAACUGUAAUUCAAUUUGACUGGUGUAAUGUAUUGUAAUAUAUAUAUUGUAAGUAGUGCAAGUUAAUAUAGUGUAAGCAUCGUGUAAGAAGUAAGUACAUAUGUAAAUAUAAUAUAUAGGAAAAAAAUUAAAAAUUAAAAAAAAAGGAUUUUAUCUUGUAGAGAAAUGGAUUAAAGCACUUCAACCUACAAAAAAAAAAAAAAACUAGAAGAAAAAGAUGAAUUAGGAUUAAAACUUAUUACAGCUACCUAUGAAUUUUGUAAAAAAUACAUUUUUCUUUUAAGGAUGAUAGUGAAAAAAUGAUUGAAAAUGGAGGGAUUAUAUUUCGACACUUAAGAGCAGGAAACUGUAACAUCGUAUUCCUGUUAACUCUCUAGAUCUGAUAAGUCCCCAGAGCUUGUCGAUUCUUAAGGAAAUCAAGCGGAGUCUCACUAGAGGGGGGGGGGCUUUUUAGAGAAGGAGCUGGGGUCUGUUAAGAAGCACAAAGUCGGCAACUUUUUUUGUGUGGGAAUUGAAAGUCAGCUCUUAUGAAUACUGUAUGUAGUAUGCUUCAUUUUGGUUGAAAACAAAACCUACUAUGUUUUUAAAACGGAAACUUAUACAACAAAUUAGUAAAGAAGGUCAGUUUAAAGAAACUGUGGUACUACGAAAGGCUCAUGCCUGCAACAUCAGCGUUGGAAACUCCUUACGAUGGCAAAUUUACGUUAUUAACUCAGCUUAUGAAAUCAAAUUAUCUAUUAUACUGUUUUGUUUCUGUCGUUCCCGAAGGGAACGGGAGAGGAGGGUAACGGACGGGGAAGGGGAAUUUGUAUGUCACGCAAUACCGUUUCUAGCGUUACUUACCCGCCUGUUAGUCAGUUAUCUUUUACCCAUUACUGUUAGGCACGUGACUUGCUAGGUCCCUGUUAGUUUGACUUUGAUUUCUGAUCGACGUAUUUUCGGUGAAUGUUUUGUUGAGGCUUGUAAAUCAAUUUGUGGAUACCUAUGCUUUGUAUUGCGUCAGCUUGUCGGAGUAUAUGGUCUAUGUUAUGCACCAGAAGUGAUUUCAAGGUGGAAAAGAUAGUUUGUUUUGAAAACUUAUACAGAAAUGGGAAGAUCGCAGGAAUCAAGGCCUUUUCUUCCAAUUCGUGAAGAACUCGAGUUCGAAAGUGAAGAACAGCUCAGCAUUCGAAACAGUUUUAACUCGUGUUUAUUAAAUCAAAGAACGAAGAGGAGAGUUGCUUUUGUAUUGACUGCUGCUGCGUUCGUUGCCAUUCUCUCAGGCCUACUGUACUAUUAUUUCUCUCGAAAAGUCAAGGAAUACGAACAGAUCGUAUUAGAGGAAAACCAACAUAUGAAAGUGACGAUCAAAGCUGGUGUCAUACGCGGUAAAUUUGAGAGUGAUGCUGUCGUGUUUAAAGGAAUUCCUUAUGCAAAACCGCCAGUUGGUAAUUUACGCUGGAAAGCUCCGGUUUCGUGUGACGAGAAUGUAAAUAAGUGCUGGAAUGGAACUCUGGAUGCAAGUGAAUUUGGAAGUUGGUGUGCACAGCAAGAUGUGCUGCACACUCCAGACCAAACCAAAGUCAUAGGCAGUGAGGACUGUCUGUUUAUUAAUGUAUGGACACCGAAGCACAGAUCAACUGGAAUACUUCUCCCUGUUCUAGUUUACAUUCAUGGUGGAUUUUUGAUGUACUCCUCUGGGGAUUGGAAUGGACUUCACCCCCAACCUGAAAUGGUUUCAGAGAUGAAUAUUGUUGGAGUGUCUUUCAAUUACAGAUUAAAUGCAUUUGGUUUUCUUGCCUUAAAGUCCUUAGCAGAGGCAUCACCAAGCAAAAGUACAGGAAACUAUGGUUUCAUGGACCAGAUAUUAGCUUUAAAGUGGGUGAGGGCUAACAUCCAUAAAUUUGGUGGUGAUCCAAAAUCUGUUACUCUGAUUGGACAAAGCUCUGGUGGUACAUCUGAACUGGCUUUGCUUGCCUCCCCUAGUGCUGCCGGGUUAUUCCAUCGAGCAAUUGUCAUGAGUGCCUCAGCUGUUUAUAACAAAUCAUGGGAAGAUGCUGCAGAUGACAACAAAAUUUUCAUAAAAAAUUGUGAUUGUGUGAGAAACAGUUCAGCAGCUGAAAGAGACUGUUUAUAUCAGCUUACUACUGAAAAACUGGAAGCAGCCAUCCCAUGGGAUGUAUACCCAUAUUGGCGCAUGUCUGACUCUAUGGAUCUGCCACAAAAAAACCUGUUUAAUGGGGCAGUUGCUGUUGUUGACAAUGUUGUGGUUCCCAAGCCUCCUCUUCUUGCCAUGGUAGAAGGAGAAGCAAAUGAUGUCCCUUUAAUUAUUGGGACAACAGGGCAGGAGGUAAAUAUUAAGCCUGUGAUGGAUUUUUCUAAUUCUAGUUGGGAAGACUACAGCACUUAUGUAAAGCAAAAGUUGGCUCCUUUUAUUGGAAAGAAUGUUAGCAUGGUUCUUGCCUUGUAUAACAAAAGUGAGCUUAGUAAGGAACCUCUCUCUCCUCAGUUUUCUUAUUCAUCCAUGGCCUCUGAUAUACGACUUUCUUGCCCAAAUGAUGUGUUUGCCUCCAAAGCAUCUCAAGGUUUUAAGAGCCCAGUUUAUAGAUAUGUGGUUACAAGUGCUCCAUCAUUUCCAAUAAAUGUGUUUGGAUAUCCAGCAACAUUUGCAUUUCACAUGUGGGAUCUUAUUGCACUGUUUGGUUUCCCUCCUGCAUUUCAUUACACUCCAUCACCUAGAGACCAGAGUUUCAUGAAGGACCUUAGAAGAGAGUUCGGUAAAUUUAUUAACAAUGAAUUUAAUCAAGAAGAUGCUCCUUGGAAAAAGUUUCCAAAUAGUACUGCUCUGUUCACAGAUAGUGGUGUAAAGGUUCUUGAUAGCAAUGGUUAUCACAUGGAAGAGUGUGCAUUUUGGCUUAAUAAUGGGUUCUUUUCAUACGGAUGGAUUAACUAA
Pocillopora meandrina is the source of this 5207-nucleotide messenger RNA. The record is from the annotation of a GenBank genome assembly. NCBI's taxonomy places the organism in Eukaryota, Metazoa, Cnidaria, Anthozoa, Scleractinia, Pocilloporidae.